CACCUGCACAUGCACAAUAGAAAAAAUCGGUGUAAAACUUCUUCCCCUUCCCUACCCGUUUUGUUCGUUGAAAACUUCAUCCAACAAAUCACAAGAAGUCCUUUUGGAACUCUGUGUGUGUAUGUGCGUGUUGCGGGUUCAAUUCUAGGGUUUAAAGCUUCUGAUUUGUCUUCCCUUUCUUAUUAUAAUAACAAGAUCUCAGUUGAUCAAUUUACUCUUCACUUUCUCUUCUUGAGAGUAAAACAGAUUGAAACCCUUUUUUUUCAAAGUUUUUCUCAGGCGGUCGCUAAAAUGGCCGGUGAUGGUGCUACUAAUCUUUCUCGCACUUUCAAGUACUUAUUCGCUACGCAGUUCUUGUCAAGGGGAAUCCCAUUCAUAUUCAAUUCAUGGAUCAUCAGACACCUCACUGCAAAAGAUUAUGCGCUUUAUGCUGUGCAAUUCCAUCUGUUUGUCACCUGUGUCUUGUUCCUUAGUCGAGAGGGUUUUCGGCGAGCAUGCAUGAGAGCAGACAUUAAAUGUGAUGGUGCUUCAACUGGAGAAAAUGCAUCAAAAAUAUUGAAGGUAGCCUGGAUGACUGUCCCAUUUGGAAUAGUUAUUACAGUUGCAGCAUGUAUACUUGUCUUCUGGUGGCAAGAACUAAGUUAUUCUAAUCCAUAUGCACGAGCUAUCUUGAUUAAUGGUCUUGCAUGUAUUUUGGAGCUAUUGGCAGAACCCUUGUAUAUUGUUUCUCAGAACUUGCUUCUUCUCAGGUUGCGGUUGAUAGUUGAAACUGUAGCUACUCUUUCACGUUGUAUGACAACCUAUAUUCUCAUUGUCAAGCAACCUGACAUGGAGAAGGCAAUUGUAUUCGCUUUGUCACAAACUGCAUACGGAGCUUGCUUGUUCUUUUGUUAUUGGGGCUACUUUCUUCUUUUUCGUGUAUUUAAGGUUUCUGAUCUUUUCCCUUUCAGAGUAAGAGAUAUCAUGGAUUAUGAUAGGCAACUCUCAGACAUGUGUAUGCUAUUUACUCUUCAAUCCUUCCGGAAGUUGUUCCUCCAAGAAGGAGAAAAGUUUGUCCUUGUAUGGUUGGAUACACCAUAUAAUCAAGCCAUAUACGGAAUUGUAGACAAAUUAGGGAGCCUAGUGGUGAGGAUGGUUUUUCUUCCCUUUGAAGAAAGUUCGUAUGUUACUUUUGCAAGGUCCGCAUCAGCGGAAGAUGCCCAGAAAAGCUGGAAGUUAGGAAGUUGUCUAACAGAUGCUCUGAAGCUGGUUUUGUUAAUUGGGCUUGUAGUUAUGGCAUUUGGCCCAAGCUAUUCUUACUCUCUCAUCAGAUUGUUGUAUGGCCAGAAAUGGAGUGAUGGAGAAGCAUCAACCGCCCUCCAAUAUUAUUGCCUUUAUGUCAUUACUUUGGCCAUGAAUGGAACAUCUGAAGCAUUUCUGCACGCAGUUGCUACAGAGAACCAAAUCAAGCGUUCAAAUGACUCGUUACUUGUAUUCUCAUUGAUCUACCUUGUUAUGAAUGUCGUACUCAUACGAUCAGCUGGUGCAGUUGGGUUAAUCAUUGCAAAUUCCUUGAAUAUGAUUUUAAGGAUUAUAUACUCAGCGGUAUUCAUCAAGCAUUAUUUUAAGGAUUCUGCCUCAUUUUCCUUUCGCAGCUGUUUGCCUUCUGGUUGGAUGGUCCUGUUAUUUUCCAGCAUAACCACUCUCAUUUCUGAGAAAAUAUUUCUGGAUCGACAGAACUUCUGGCCAACGUUUCUCAUUCAUUUCUCUGUCGGGGUAACCUGCUUCUGUAUAUCAUCCUUAGUAAUUUAUCGCCGUGAGAGGCCUUUUAUCAACAAAAUUAUACGCUUCCGUGACCAUGCUGACUGAGGAGGAAUAGACAACUUCUUUUAACAGUGUCAGAGGUGAGAAUACAGUCAUUAUAUGCUUUAUGACAUCUAACUACUCCUUUAAACUCUAUCAAAAAAAAAAAAAUAAAAAAAAUAAAACUAUUAAAAAAAAAAGAAAAAAAAAAGGAAGCAAUUUUCAUCGUUAUUGAAUGGAUAUGCUUUUAAAUGGGUGGAAUUGAAUUUCCCGGCAGCAGGAGCAAAGCACCUCCCUGUAUUGUAUCAACAUGAUUAAUGAUUCACAAGUAUACUAGUUAAUGAUUUAAUUAUUUGUUCUUUAUCGCCGUGAGAGGCCUUUUCUCUACAAAAUUAUACGCUUUUGAAUUCUUUA
Molecule: messenger RNA, 2196 nt
Organism: Camellia sinensis
Lineage: Eukaryota; Viridiplantae; Streptophyta; Magnoliopsida; Ericales; Theaceae
Product: lipid transporter
Biological process (GO): dolichol-linked oligosaccharide biosynthetic process; glycolipid translocation
Cellular component (GO): endoplasmic reticulum membrane
Source: RefSeq, a predicted model, not a curated record